Messenger RNA from Suillus discolor, 1151 nucleotides. RefSeq lists its product as uncharacterized. Gene Ontology annotation, biological process: sphingoid catabolic process. NCBI's taxonomy places the organism in Eukaryota, Fungi, Basidiomycota, Agaricomycetes, Boletales, Suillaceae. Bases 215 to 820 code for a protein of 201 amino acids. The transcript has 6 exons. Gene Ontology annotation, cellular component: endoplasmic reticulum. The record is from RefSeq and is a predicted model, not a curated record.
GAAUUCCUCAAAGCCUUCUUGAAUUCUGUCAGUUCGAUUGACCGGUGAAGGUGAAUCUCUUGUCACUCACAGAAAGUCGGGCAGGUAUUACAUUGGAAAAAGUUUGAGGAAGUUGUCAUUUGCCAUCUUGUUCGGUGUCUGCCGCCGGCAGGGUCUCGUUCCGUUGGAAUAUGAUUUGUCCGCGUUACUCUACCUGUUGACAACCACCAUCAUCAUGACUCUCUCCUUGUUCGACAUUCGCAAACAGCUUACCUUCUACGGUUCCUACCAUACCAAUCCAAUCAACAUCCUCGUUCAUAUAUUCGGGGUCCCAGCUAUUCUGUGGAGUUCACUGUUGUUGGCUACUCGCAUCCAAACUCCCACAUUCUUGCCAGUAUUUCGUUAUACGUUCAAUGAGUACCUAUCAUUCGAUUUAAACACGUCCGCGGUGGUCGCUGCCGUAUAUCUUGGAUACUACGUCAUCCUUGAACCGUUUGCUGCGUUGUUGUACGCGCCGCAAAUAGUAUUGUUAUUGCUGACAGCAACAGCUCACGCGCACCAUCCUGAUGGCAUUCGAGACGCGAUUAUUGUUCAAGUCAUUUCAUGGAUUGCACAAUUCCUUGGACAUGGACUUGCUGAAGGUCGUGCUCCAGCCCUUCUAGACAACAUUGUUGGUGCCCUUGUACUCGCUCCGUUCUUUGUGCACUUGGAAUUGAUGUUCAUGCUUGGAUAUCGUCCCGCCCUACACAAGCAGCUGCAAAACGAUAUAGGCAUUGAGAUCGCCAAGAUGAGAAAGGCACAAGGCGAUAAGAGACGCCUUGCAGAAAAGAAGGCCAGUUAAUGUGAUCGAUGACGGGAUCCUAGUCGCAUAUCUAUCAUCUCAGACUUUCCGUAUUUGUUUAUUCUCCUGCUUUGCCAGACCUCAUCGGUUCUUUUAUUCCUGGCCUGUGGAGGUUUUGGGCUGUUUAUAGUUCACCAUCGUCUUGUAUCAUAUCAACUUGGGUUAUUUUCAUCUCUACCAUUAAUAAUGGACCCGGUUUCUACUGUCAGGUUGUAUGUUUAUCACAGUUGAUUCACCUUCAAAUGAGACUGGCGGGAGGCUGGAGGGUUGGUUCUCCGACAGGGGUAACAUAGCACGAGGUAAGGCCUCCGUCGACCUUGAAAUCUGUGCC